Molecule: messenger RNA, 5464 nt
Organism: Astyanax mexicanus (Mexican tetra)
Lineage: Eukaryota; Metazoa; Chordata; Actinopteri; Characiformes; Acestrorhamphidae
Gene: synrg
Product: synergin, gamma
Exons: 24
Coding region: 53-4279 (1408 amino acids)
Cellular component (GO): clathrin coat of trans-Golgi network vesicle
Molecular function (GO): protein binding
Source: RefSeq, a predicted model, not a curated record
GGUGAGACCGGAAGUUUGGGGGGAUGAUGUCACUCCACAGAGCUGUGUAAAGAUGGCGCUCCGGCCCGGAUCAGGGGGAGGCGGCAGUUUUAUGUACCCUGUUGGAGGGGGACUUGGACCACCACAAGGGAUGAUGCCCAUGCAGCAGCAGCAGCAAGGCUUCCCCAUGGUCCCGGUCAUGCAGCCCAACAUGCAGGGCAUGAUGGGAAUGAAUUUCGGAGCCCAGAUGCCUCCUGGUGCCAUGCCCAUGCAGGGUGGGAUGGCCAUGGGGAUGCAGGCGCCGGGCAUGCAGUUCAUGGGUCAGCCACAGUUUAUGGGCAUGAGAGCCCCGGGACCACAGUACCCAGCUGACCUGCAGAAACAGAUGGCAGAGGAGCACCAAAAGCGGUUGGAGCAGCAGCAGCGCAUGCUGGAAGAGGACAGAAAAAGGAGGCAGUUUGAGGAACAGAAACAGAAACUUCGUCUUCUGAGCAGCGUCAAACCCAAAACUGGAGAGAAGAGUCGAGAUGACGCAUUAGAAGCCAUCAAAGGGAACUUGGACGGGUUCAGCAGAGAUGCCAAGAUGCAUCCCACUCCUUCUUCACAAUCUAAGAAACCAGACUCAUCGCCAUCUCACUCCUCUGUCCCCCCUCAGUCACUCCCCCCUGCUUUUGCAGAGGAUGAUGAUGAUGAUGAGUUUAGUGACUUUAUGCAGGGGCCUGUUAGUGGCUCCUCCCUCUCUUUUCCCCCUUCCUCCCUUGCUCCAUCAUCCUCUUCCUCGGUUGUCAGUAGUUCGCCCCUAAAAGCAGGCUCCGCCUCUUCUGGCCCUGUUCCUCACCCCCUCACCUCUUCUCUGCCCCCCUCCACUGCCCCCCCACACUCAUCUGUCAUCUCCAGCUCCCAAUCUGCAUUCCAAGGCCCGUCUCUGGAGGAGAAGCUCUUUUCAUCGUGUGAUUUAUCGGCCGACAAGAGGGCCCUGGUUAACUUUAGGCCUCGGCAGGCCCUUGCUGAGGUUGCACCCAGAGCCCAGGUCUCAAUUCAGUUCCACAGCAGUUCCAAAGCCCGUAACUGGGGCAGCUCCUCGGAUGACCUCAGUGCUGCAUUCACAGUAGAGAGAACCCCUGAACCCACACCUGCUUCCAGACCACCAGUAGCAGAAACCCCUCCUAAGCAGGUGUCUGAUGCCAGUGCAGGUGUUGAUGUCUACCCCCAGCAGGGGAUCCAGCCCAUGGUGCCAGCCUGGCUCUACAACGACUCUCUCAUUCCAGACAUGUUCAAGAAGGUCCUUGAUUUCACCAUGACUCCAGCAGGCAUCGACACAGCCAAACUCUACCCCAUCCUGAUGUCUUCAGGUCUGCCCAGGGAGGCUCUGGGUCAGAUUUGGGCCUCAGCCAAUCGCACCACGCCGGGCAAGCUGACCAAAGAGGAGCUGUACACUGUACUGGCCUUGAUUGGAGUGGCACAGAGCGGGCUUCCAGUGAUGAGUCUGGAUAUCCUGAGUCAGUUCCCCUCCCCUCCGGUGCCCAACCUGCCUGCGAUGGCUAUGACCAUGCCCCCAGUGUUGGCCCACCAGCAGCCCAUGAUGGCACCUGCUGCACCUGCCGUCAUGCCUAUGCCUCCAAACCCUCCAGCACAACCUCCCAACAGUUUCGUCACCAACUUCCCUCCGAUCCAGGGGGCGAAGACAGACGAUGACGAUUUUCAGGAUUUUCAAGAGGCUCCAAAAGCAGGGGGUGGAGAUGAUUCGUUUACAGAUUUCCAAGGAGAGACAGUGGGAACCUUUCCUGUUGGGUCCUCCUCACAGAGCAGUAUUCCUGCUAUGCUGACUCCAGUGUCCGGCUCAUCCUCCUCCUCAUCCUCUGAUAAGUAUGCAGUGUUCAAACAUCUGUCAGUGGACCAGCCAUCAGAACCCACGCCUGCUGUCUCAGAUUUUGGAGAUAAAUACAGUGUGUUCAGAGAACUCGAGCCGCCUUCAGAGAGAAAGCCAGUUGGCGAAGGAUUUGCCGAUUUCAAGUCUGUCAGCUCCGACGACGGCUUCACAGACUUUAAAACGGCCAACAGCAUCUCUCCACUAGACCCACCAGACCAGGCCAAGAUGUUCCAGCCCUCUUUCCCACCUCCUUUCAGCCCCUCUCUUUCACAGUGUCAGCCCCAACCUGCAGCCUCUCUGGCUCAGCCCAAAAACCCUUUAAACAUGGCUGACCUGGACCUCUUUUCUUCAGUGACUCCUCCUACUUCUGCUCCUGCUCCUACUUCAGCUCCUCUUUCUUCUGCUGCUGAUUCUAAACCCAGUUCCUUCUCCACAUCAUCAUCUUCAUCUUCUUCUGCUGCACUCCCCUCCCUGGUGCUGCCUCCAGCAGGUCCCAAGCCUGUCGGCAGCAUAGUGGGGGGUGGUGAUGACUUUGGUGACUUCGCACUAUUUGGUUCCUCCUCCUCUUCAUCUGACGUCGCCUCCUCAGGUCAGAGAGGUGCUGGAGGAGCCGUCCAGGAUGACUUUGCAGAUUUCAUGGCGUUUGGGAGGUCUGGAGAGCAGCGCAGCGAGGCUUCCUCCCAGCAGCAGCGACAGGCGCCGUCCACCGACAAGUACGACGUCUUCAAACAGCUGUCGCUGGAGGGCGGCCUGGCUUAUGACGAUGGAAAGGAAAGCGGCUGUGGUGGAUCGUUUUCAUCACUCAAGAGCAGCGACGCCGACGACUUCGCCGACUUCCAAUCGUCCAAGUUUUGCACAGCGCUGGGCGCCUCUGAGAAGAGUCUCUCGGACAAGGUGGCCGCCUUCAAGCAGGCCAAAGAGGACUCCGCCUCGGUCAAGUCUCUGGACUUGCCGUCCAUUGGGGGCAGCAGUGCUGGGGGUAAGGACGACUCAGAAGAUGCUCUCUCUGUGCAGCUGGACAUGAAGCUAUCCGACGUUGGCGGAGACCUCAAACAUGGCACAUCCGACAGCUCACUGGACCUGCCUGGCCUUACGGCCCACCAGCCCCCCGCCGCAGAUGCAGAUGAGCUGAAGUUUGACCCGUUUGGCGGCUCGGGCACCAGCAGUCUGGUGGGAUACGACUGGUCAGAGAAAGAUGAGCAGGUCAGAAAGCCUCAGGCAGAGGCUCCGGGGGUUCCGCCCUCCUCAGCCGUUCUCCACAGGAAAGAAACCUCCUUCGGAAGCUCUGAGAACAUCACACACACCACCGUGGCUAAAGUCACCACCUUCCCCAUCGAGGAUGCAGGCUCCGCCCUGGGCGGCGGCUUCGCCACCUUCGCCGACUUCAGCUCCGCAGAACAGAGAGCUGGAGGUGAAGAAGAUGAUGAUGAUGAUUUUGGAGACUUUGCCAGCACCGUCUCGGAGAAGUCGGACUCUCCGCCCGGUCAGGCUGAAGCAGGCCUGGAGGGAUCAGAUGAAUUCGGAGCCUUCCAGGGGGACAAGCCCAAAUUCGGCAAGUCAGAUUUUCUUAAGGCCAGCGCUCAACCUAAAGUCAAAUCCAGCGAGGAGAUGAUCAAGAACGAGCUCGCCACCUUUGAUUUGUCUGUACAAGGUUCCCAUAAGCGAAGCCACAGUCUAGGGGAGAAGGAGAUUGUGCGCUCCACACCGUCUCCUGCCCCCGAGCAGUUGUUCCGUGACCGUUCCAACACCCUGAGUGAGAAGCCAGCCCUGCCAGUCAUCCGCGACAAGUACAAGGACCUCACUGGAGAGGUGGAGGAAAGUGAGCGUUACGCGUAUGAAUGGCAGAGGUGUUUGGAGAGCGCUCUUCAGGUGAUCACCACAGCCAACAACACCCUUAAUGGCAUCAGCAGUUCCACUGUGUGUACUGAGGUCAUCCAGUCAGCUCAGGGCAUGGAGUACCUGCUAGGUGUGGUGGAGGUGUACCGAGUAGCCAGGCGAGUGGAGCUGGGGAUCAAGGCCACGGCCGUUUGCUCAGAGAAGCUGCAGGAGCUGCUGAAGGACAUCAGCCGUGUGUGGAACAACCUGAUGGGCUUCAUGUCUCUGGCCAACCUGUCGCCUGAUGAAAGCUCCCUGGACUUCUCCUCCUGUAUCCUGAGGCACGGCAUUAAGAAUGCGAAGGAGCUGGCCUGUGGAGUGUGUCUGCUGAAUGUGGACUCACGCAGCAAGAAGAAAGAAGAUGGCACUUUGGGACGUCUGUUUAAAAGAGCACUGACAAAAAACUCUGGCAUGAAGUUAAUGGCUUUCAACUCCGAGACCGAUAACUUCAAGCUGACGUACGGCGGUCACCAGUACCACGCCAGCUGCGCCAAUUUCUGGAUUAAUUGUGUGGAGCCCAAGCCCCCAGGCCUCAUCCUACCUGAUCUGCUGUGAGCUCCAUCUUUCUCCAAUGGCUGCUGCUGCUGCUGAAACUGCUGGAAGGACUUGGACUUGGGUUUUCUCUCAUGUUUAUUUAUUGCCGUCUUUUCCCCUCCUUGCAGCCAACCAGUGGCUGGUUCUCUGGAGUCUUGAAAUUGGCCUGUGAAGCUCUCAACGUUUGUGAAGAUUGAAAAGAUAGAAAAACUACUGGUGUAAUUUAUUGAAAUAUGGGUGUAUUGAGUAAAAUGUCCUUUACCGUCUUUUCUCUCUGUGUUUGACCUUGAGAGGGAGAGAAGGAAAAGACUGGAAUGAACUGGCAUUUACGUCUGUGUGAAGUCUCGUGUGUAGAAGACGGUUCGGUAGGUCUAACAACAAUCCAUACAAUAGAAGAGAAAGAUAUCAUCGCUGUCAGUCAAAAACCUUUUACUUCCAAUUUUGGGGCUAUAAUGUUUUUGCAUGAUGGCAGCUAUAUCUGUCAGAUAUUAAUACUUCUACCUCUAAUAGGUAAUGUACAAUUUGGAUUAACUUGCACAAACAUAUGAAACUAACAUGGCAUACACUCUUACAUUUGUAUUAAAACACUUGUUUUAUAGUCAUGCAGUCAUGUGACUAUUAAAUGACGAUGUAUACAGUAGGUGAAGGAUAAUUUUAGAUAUGUUAUGUACAGGUUCAAUGCAGUGUUCUCUUCUUCUAUCUCUUUUCUUUGUUUUAGCAGGGCUGUACUAUCCAUCAUUCUGCUGGAACUCGAUCUACAAUCUCAUGAAUUCAUGAGUUCUGAAAUGGUUGGGUUCUGAAUUGGCUGGGUUUUAAAUGGUUGGGUUCUGAAUUGGUUGGGGUUUGAAACGGUGGGUCUUUGGCUGCCUGUAAUUAAAUAAUAUUUUCUGUGUGAGUCUGUCUGAGUGUUGAUGAAGUGUCUCCUUCUGGGGAAACUUUUUUAAAAAGGUCAUAUUUUCCCUGUUGAUUUGUGUAACAGCGCUACUGAAUGUCUUUUCUUUAUUGUGAAGUGUUGAUCAGCAUUGACUGUGUACUUGAAAUGCCCCGGAGGAUCGCUUAAAAUCCAAUCGUUCUUUCUUCUGCUUGAAAGUCUCAAUUUUGGUCUCAAUCUUAAUCAGCUUGUCAUGAUCAAUUCAUUUACAGAGGCACUAUAAGUGUUGAUAUAAACAUUGAUGUUCUGCAUCCAUUAAAAUGCUGUGUGUCCGA